AUGGUCACCUACAAGAUAGUCCCCGAUUUCUUCAUACAGGACACGCGCCGUGAGAACGAGCCUGCUGAGCCUGCUCCUCCAUUCUUCGGCUUGCACUCGCAAUCUUGGUCCAAGUUCUCUGAGGAUGUCCGGGCUUUGCAGGAUGCAUGCACGGAUGGCUUGCAAGUGAAGGUCCUUUACAUGGGUCGCCAUGGGCAAGGAUGGCAUAAUGUAGCCGAAGCCAAAUACAGAACUAUGGCCUGGGAGGAUCAUUGGGCUCUGCUCAAUGGCGAUGGAGAGAUGGUCUGGGGACCCGACCCGCAUCUGACUUCUCUCGGAGAGCAGCAGGCUCGUGAUGCGAAUACCGCUUGGAAACGUGAGAUAACUCGAGGACUGCCCAUGCCAGAGAGGUUCUAUUGCUCGCCCAUGCGAAGGGCUUUGCGGACAUUCAAUAUGACAUUCGACGGCAUCAUCUCAACUCGCGACGCUAAGCCUGUCGUAUUGGAGGUCGCGCGUGAGCACUAUGGUCGCCAUACGUGCGACAAACGCAGCCCUCUCUCGCAAAUCCAGGCUGAGUUCCCCGAUCAUAUAUUCGAAGAUGGCUUUUCAGAAGAGGACGUCUUGUGGACGGAUGAGAGGGAAACCUAUGACCAUAUCACUGAGCGCGCAAAGACUCUACUUGAUAUCAUCUUCAACAGCAAUCCCGACAAGACUUACAUCUCACUGACUGGUCAUAAUGGCAUUUUCAAUGGCAUUCUUCGGGCCAUUGGCCGCGGUAACUAUGCUCUUCCAACCGGAGGAAUCUUCGUAGCUGUUAUCAAACAGACGCCGUAG
Molecule: messenger RNA, 813 nt
Organism: Peniophora sp. CBMAI 1063
Lineage: Eukaryota; Fungi; Basidiomycota; Agaricomycetes; Russulales; Peniophoraceae
Source: the annotation of a GenBank genome assembly